Messenger RNA from Galeopterus variegatus (Sunda flying lemur), 4798 nucleotides. RefSeq names its product metastasis suppressor 1 (gene MTSS1). Gene Ontology annotation, molecular function: phospholipid binding; actin binding. The record is from RefSeq and is a predicted model, not a curated record. NCBI's taxonomy places the organism in Eukaryota, Metazoa, Chordata, Mammalia, Dermoptera, Cynocephalidae. Gene Ontology annotation, biological process: positive regulation of actin filament bundle assembly; adherens junction maintenance; plasma membrane organization. The transcript has 14 exons. Gene Ontology annotation, cellular component: cytoplasmic side of plasma membrane; actin cytoskeleton. Bases 393 to 2585 code for a protein of 730 amino acids.
CGAUUUUUAUUUUUUAAUUUCAAAAGCAUUUAUUAAUUCUGAAAAUCGUGCAUUUUUCAAUGGCGCUGGUCCCGGGUCAGCGGGCGGUUUUCUCUGCAUCAAGAUGGGUUUUGCCGUCUCCGUCGUGGGCACCAGUGGUGGCCUGAUUGUCAGUCUUCUCCGGGCAUUUUUAAGGCCAGGAGCCGAGCGCUGCAUGUAGGCGGAUCACCCUACAGAGCGGUUUGGCUUUUGAAAUUAUUAUUAUUAUUUUGGGCAGAGGACGGUCGGUCUCCUGCACUCCCUCCUCUCUGCACACGAGGCUGCGAGCCGGAGGUGGGUCGCUCGGAGGGUGGAAUUCCUCCCGGGGUGAGCGAGCCCCGCGUGCGUGUCCCCUCCCUGCCGGCGCCGGGAAAAUGGAGGCUGUGAUCGAGAAGGAAUGCGGCGCGCUCGGAGGCCUCUUCCAGACCAUCAUCAGCGACAUGAAGGGGAGCUAUCCAGUUUGGGAAGAUUUCAUAAACAAAGCAGGAAAGCUGCAGUCCCAGCUUCGGACAACAGUAGUAGCAGCAGCUGCCUUCUUGGACGCCUUUCAGAAAGUGGCUGACAUGGCCACCAACACACGCGGUGGCACCAGAGAAAUUGGAUCUGCUCUCACCAGGAUGUGCAUGAGGCACAGAAGCAUAGAAGCCAAGCUGAGGCAGUUUUCGAGUGCUUUAAUUGACUGUCUGAUCAACCCACUUCAAGAACAGAUGGAAGAAUGGAAGAAAGUAGCCAACCAGCUGGAUAAAGACCAUGCAAAAGAAUAUAAAAAAGCUCGCCAAGAGAUAAAAAAGAAGUCCUCUGAUACGCUGAAACUGCAGAAGAAAGCAAAAAAAGGGAGAGGUGAUAUCCAGCCUCAGUUGGACAGCGCUCUCCAAGAUGUCAACGAUAAAUAUCUCUUGUUGGAGGAAACAGAAAAGCAGGCAGUCCGGAAAGCUUUGAUUGAAGAACGUGGCCGAUUCUGCACCUUCAUCUCUAUGCUGCGGCCAGUGAUUGAAGAAGAAAUCUCAAUGCUAGGGGAAAUAACCCACCUUCAGACCAUAUCAGAAGAUCUAAAAAGCCUGACCAUGGACCCUCACAAACUUCCCUCCUCAAGUGAGCAGGUGAUUUUGGACUUGAAAGGCUCUGAUUACAGUUGGUCGUAUCAGACUCCACCCUCUUCCCCCAGCACCACCAUGUCCAGAAAGUCAAGUGUCUGCAGCAGCCUGAACAGUGUCAACAGCAGCGACUCCCGGUCCAGCGGCUCCCACUCACAUUCCCCCAGCUCGCAUUACCGCUACCGCAGCUCCAACCUGGCCCAGCAGGCGCCCGUGAGGCUGUCCAGCGUGUCCUCCCAUGACUCAGGAUUCAUAUCCCAGGACGCCUUCCAGUCCAAGUCACCAUCCCCCAUGCCACCAGAGGCCCUCAACCAGAACUCGUCCAGCUCGGCCUCCUCUGAAGCCUCCGAAACCUGCCAGUCAGUGAGCGAGUGCAGCUCCCCCACCUCUGUCAGCUCAGGCUCCACCAUGGGCGCCUGGGCGUCCACCGAGAAGGACUGGGCUAAGCCAGGACCCUAUGACCAACCUCUGGUGAACACCCUCCAGCGCCGCAAAGAGAAGCGCGAGCCUGACCCCAGUGCGGGAGGACCCACUGCCACGGGUGGCCCACCAACAGUUGCUGAGGAGGCCCAGAGACCGCGAAGCAUGACCGUGUCAGCUGCCACCAGGCCUGGUGAGGAGAUGGAGGCUUGUGAGGAGCUGGCCCUGGCCCUGUCACGAGGCCUCCAGCUUGACACGCAGAGGAGCAGCCGGGACUCGCUUCAGUGCUCCAGCGGCUACAGCACCCAGACGACCACCCCGUGCUGCUCUGAGGACACCAUCCCCUCCCAAGUUUCAGAUUAUGAUUAUUUCUCUGUAAGUGGUGACCAGGAGGCAGAUCAGCAGGACUUCGACAAAUCCUCCACCAUUCCAAGAAACAGUGACAUCAGCCAGUCCUACCGACGAAUGUUCCAAGCCAAGCGCCCAGCCUCGACUGCUGGCCUCCCCACCACCCUCGGACCUGCUAUGGUCACUCCAGGGGUUGCAACCAUCCGUCGGACCCCUUCCACCAAGCCUUCUGUCCGCCGGGGGACCAUCGGAGCUGGUCCCAUCCCCAUCAAGACACCUGUGAUCCCUGUCAAGACCCCAACCGUCCCAGACCUCCCUGGGGUGUUGCCAGUCCCUCCAGAUGGGCCAGAGGAGCGGGGUGAGCACAGCCCAGAGUCACCAUCUGUGGGCGAGGGCCCCCAGGGUGUUACCAACAUGCCCUCCUCAAUGUGGAGUGGCCAAGCCUCUGUCAACCCUCCACUUCCAGGCCCGAAGCCCAGUAUCCCAGAGGAGCACAGACAAGCGAUUCCAGAAAGUGAGGCUGAAGACCAGGAAAGGGAUCCCCCAAGUGCCACUGUCUCCCCAGGCCAGAUUCCAGAGAGCGACCCUGCAGACCUGAGCCCAAGAGAUACUCCCCAAGGAGAAGACAUGCUGAACGCCAUCCGAAGGGGCGUGAAACUGAAGAAGACCAUGACGAAUGAUCGCUCAGCCCCUCGCUUGUCUUAGGCUUUCUUAGGCUCACAAGAAAUGCUGCCAGUGGGGAAUGAACUGUUUAAUUAAUAAAACCUAAUUUGUCUUGAUCCAUUCCAAUCUAUACUCAAACACAAGAUUUUGUAGGCAACUCAGAAUACAGCUUUUGAAAGUACUCCACACCUCUAGAUAAGAAUUAAAAGCAACAUAUGUAACUGACAUAAUCUUGAUCUUUUAAUUUGUAAAUAUUGACAAUUUUCUUUCUGCACAUUUUAAUCUUAGUUUCCCUUUUGAUUUUUCUGAAGGUGCCAAAUUCCAUUUAACUUUUCUACAAGUCUUUGUAAAAUUUUAAAUGCAUAAGGGGGGUGGGGUUGGGACAGGGGAACCAUGAAGUAGUUAAUUUCAGAAAAAGGAUUACUAUACUUAGCUUUCUUUUCUUUUUUCCCACAUGCUUUUGUAGAUGCAUUGUAGCAGUCUAGCUUAGAAGCAAAUUCAAGUUAUUUUAAUGUACAAACAAAAUGGAUAAGAGGUAAAAUCCUCAUUUAAAUAUACUAUGUUCUGAAUGAAAAAAAGCAGGAGUAACAGUUGAGCAAUAUUCAGAGUGAAGUAAAUCUGGAAAUGGUAGACUGUGUUGGGACUGGGGGGAGGGUCGUGGGAGGGGCACACUGUCAACAUAGCCGUUCCUGUUAACAUUUAAGAGUAGCCUCGUAGGUUGAAUUUCUAGUAGCUUCAUGGUAAAUGCAUCCGAAUAAGCCAUACUGGAUUGCAGUGUUUAUUUCCGUAGGGUGUUUAAGGACUUCCUUUCUCCUCUGCCAUUCCUCUUGACCACACAGCAUCCACCUCCAAUCCCGUGCAUGCUGCUGCCACUGGGUAGACAUAGAAUCCCCCACUUUUGUUUCUCGUCUAUUGUACUCACUUUCAUUAUAUCCAAAUACAUCCAAAAGGGUAAGGCAGUUUUAAAAUGUGAAGACAUUUAAAAAUUAAAGCAGGGAGUUCUUAGAAAUAGCAAAUGCCUUUUACUUAACUGUGCCCAGCAGGCUGGGUGCAUUGAAAAGCCCAAAUAUUUUGAAAAAACUCAAGCGGAUUUAACAUGGGUAACCAGCUUGGAGUCUUGCAAUGUGCCAAUGUGUUUACCAAUAUGGGGGCUUGUUUUUCUUCUUUUAAAUAAAUGGCAGUUAAUUGGCUUCAUACUAAACAUUGAAGAGAGAAGGAUUUAUUUAUUGUCACAGGGAAUCUGACCACUAUAGUGUCCCUCUUUUUGUAUUCUUGGUAAUGUUUUUUGGAACGGAUUUGUGUUUUCUUAAGUGAAAGUUAAAUUUGUUAUAUUACCCAUCCCCUACAGCCAACAGAUUUGUAGGUUUAAAGGGAUCACAUUUGGAGAAAAUAAUACUUAUAAAAAAAAAAAAAAAAAAAAAAAGCAAACCCCUUAACAGGUCAGUUGACAGUGCACAUUUGUGACAAUACCUCAAAUAAGAGGAACCUGGUGGUCCCGCACACCCUGCAGAUUUCUGUUGGCUGUAAUCUUCAAUUACAUAAUCCUACGCUUUAAUACAUAAUCGCAUUGGAUGUGACAGUAAUUUACCUGUAUAGUCAUUGUUCUAUAUAUUAACAUUUAACACUGCUGUGAUUGCUCAAGGACAUUUUUGUUGUGGCUUUAAAACAACAGCAUGAUUAUUACAAACUAUUUAAGCUUUUUUCUUUGAAAAACAAGCUCCAUUUACAGAAUAUAAGCAACAGUAGUGCCUGUGGUUUAGCCCACCAAUCUUGAUGACUAAAAGUAGCUGAUGCAUUGUGCAUAUGAUGCUUGAGAUGGUUUUUGCAAAAGCAGAAAUCACUGCAAGGUAAUUACAGUAGAUAGAAGUGGCAUUUUAAACCUUUGAAAUAAAUGGAUGUAACUGUACCUCGUACAGCUUUUCACUUGUUUAGUUUUUAAACGUUAGUAUAAUCUGAAUGAAGAUAAAAUGUUGCCAAAUUCAAUGUAGCAAGAAUGUGACAAAACACCUUGGGUAGUUCUGUUUGUGUUUUUGCAUAUUGUAAAAGCAGUGUCACAGCUAAAAAUAAAGAAAUCGUUUCUAAAGGUAAAUUAUUGUGGUUUAGUUGCUAGUUUGUACUGAGAGUUGACCUCUCCCUGUGCAGUUUUUUGUUUUAAACUUGUAUAAAUAACAAUUGUGUAAUGUGUCUCCCUUCUACAUUGUAACAAUUGCUUCAGCCUACCUUAUAAAUAAAGAACCACUAGAAAAAAGAAAAAA